Messenger RNA from Dicrocoelium dendriticum, 678 nucleotides. Lineage: Eukaryota; Metazoa; Platyhelminthes; Trematoda; Plagiorchiida; Dicrocoeliidae. The record is from the annotation of a GenBank genome assembly.
AUGGAAGCCAGAGAUGUGACCAGGCUACUGGCACGUUCUGUCCCCUUUGAACAAGCGAUCCGAGUGCUUCGUGACGACGUGUUUGCUGACAUAAUCGAAGUCAACUUGACGAACCGGGAACGUUUCAUCAAGCGACGGAACAGGUUGAUCGGUUACGAGGCAGAAACCCUAAAGGCUUUAGAAUUAUGUACCAACUGUUACAUAGUCAUCCAGGGAAAGACAGUGUCUGCUGUCGGUCAGUAUGAAGAUUUGAAACAGGUCAGGAACAUCGUUCUCGGUUGCAUCUACGACAACAUUCAUCCAGCUUACUCCAUUAAACGUUUGCUAAUCAUCAAGAAACUGAAGGCUGAUCCCACAAAGCAAAAUAUCUCUUGGGAUCGAUUUCUGCCAAAGUUGAAAAAGAAGGUUCUAUCACGCCGGCGCAAACCUCACAAGAUACGCAAGAAAAAGGAGUACACUCCAUUCCCACCCGCUCCCACACCGUCCAAAAUUGACAUUGAGCUUGAGAAAGGUACUUACUUCCUGGCGGAAGCGGAACGAAAACGUCUCAAAGCAGAUGCCAAAAUCGCACAGUCUCACAGAGUCGCCAAGGAACGUCAGGCCAAGCGAGCUGCUGCGUUUGUUCCUCCCUCUGAGACGAAACGAAAGGCCAAACGUCCAAGAGUCGAGUCCGCUUGA